Molecule: messenger RNA, 2534 nt
Organism: Hevea brasiliensis (rubber tree)
Lineage: Eukaryota; Viridiplantae; Streptophyta; Magnoliopsida; Malpighiales; Euphorbiaceae
Product: calcium-dependent mitochondrial ATP-magnesium/phosphate carrier protein 2
Exons: 4
Coding region: 1058-2155 (365 amino acids)
Biological process (GO): transmembrane transport
Molecular function (GO): ATP transmembrane transporter activity; calcium ion binding
Source: RefSeq, a predicted model, not a curated record
GCCAAGGCCAAUAAAAGAAAUAGUUACUUUUAUUGAGAUUGAAGAACUAGCCAACAAGGCAAUUUCCUUUUCAUGCCUCUCUCGCGCAAUUGCACAAACAUAUGGGAGACGUUAUAUUAAGCCAGAAUGGGCAUUUAAUCCCACCAUCAUUUUGGGUUACUGUUUAACUCUUCUCUAUCUUUUACGUGACCAUACCCCCAUUUACUCGUCAAUUCCCAUAAAACUCAUCAAUUACACGUGCCAAUUCAAGCUCCUGUGAACUCAAUAGUAUCUGGGCAAUGCUUCCUCUCUCACCCGCCAUUGGCGCUUGGACUAAUGAAGCUUUUGUCGCCUGAAACCACCCCAUUCUCACUCUUUGCAUUUCAAACCCAAUCUCCCGUCUUCCGCAUUUUGACAUCUUUUCUUGAGCCACCACUUCUACUCCUUUCUUUCUCCUCCCACUGAUUCCAGUCGAAUUUUAACAGGUUCUUUCCUUAACUGGAAACCCGUUUCUGUUUUAAUUGUUUCCUUGUUAAUUACUUGGUCAACCCACUGAGAUCUAUACCAACAAACGGGGAAAAAUAGCCCCUUUGAUGCAGCUUGUGCUCCGAACCCAAAGUUAGCGUUUUCGCAAUUUGGGAAUUUUUAUCAUGUCCGGGGCGGGUCACGCCGUCGAGCACCGUGUUGGGUUGCCGGAGAUGGAUACAAACCCCAACCGCUCCGGUUGUUGCAACCCGGUUAAGAAAUCGGGUCCUAUAUCAAUGGAUCAUGUCCUGUUGGCAUUGCGGGAAACCAAAGAAGAGAGGGAUGUUAGAUUACGGAGUCUGUUUAAUUUCUUUGACGCCUCGAAUACUGGAUACUUGGAUUACGCGCAGAUCGAGGCAGGAUUAUCGGCGCUGCAGAUUCCGGCGGAGUAUAAAUACGCUAAGGAUUUGUUGAAGGUUUGCGAUGCGAAUAGGGAUGGACGGGUAGAUUAUCAGGAGUUUAGGAGGUAUAUGGACGAUAAAGAGCUGGAGCUGUACCGGAUUUUUCAGGCUAUUGAUGUGGAACACAACGGGUGCAUUUUGCCUGAAGAGUUAUGGGAUGCGCUUGUCAAGGCUGUUUCUGCUUCACAGGGAUUGAAAUCGAUGAUGAGGAGCUUGCCCGUUUUGUGGAGCAUGUUGAUAAGGAUAAUAAUGGAAUUAUAACUUUUGAAGAAUGGAGAGAUUUUCUUUUGCUUUAUCCACAUGAAGCUACAAUUGAAAACAUAUACCAUUACUGGGAAAGGGUAUGCCUCGUAGAUAUUGGAGAGCAAGCUGUUAUUCCAGAAGGCAUCAGUGAGCAUGUUAAUAGGAGUAAAUAUUUUAUUGCAGGGGGAAUAGCAGGAGCUGCCUCUCGUACUGCAACUGCUCCACUUGAUCGCUUGAAGGUGUUUUUGCAAGUUCAGACAACACAUGCUCGUUUUGUUUCUGCUGUAAAGAAGAUUUGGAAACAAGAUGGCUUAUUGGGUUUCUUUCGAGGUAAUGGAAUAAAUGUUGUGAAGGUAGCACCAGAAAGCGCUAUUAAGUUUUAUUCUUAUGAAUUGUUGAAGAACGUCAUUGGGGAUUUUAAGGGGGGAGACAAAGAUGUUAUAGGUCCUGCUGAGAGACUUUUGGCCGGUGGAAUGGCUGGUGCAGUGGCACAAACUGCUAUCUAUCCAUUAGAUCUUGUGAAAACUCGAUUGCAAGUUUGUGAAGGUGGAAAUGCUCCGAAGCUGGGAGCUCUAACAAAGAAUAUAUGGGUUCAGGAAGGACCACGAGCCUUUUAUAAAGGCCUUGUGCCAUCUCUUCUUGGAAUGAUACCUUAUGCUGGCAUUGACCUUGCUGCCUAUGAAACGCUGAAAGACAUGUCAAAGACAUAUAUUCUGCAUGACAGUGAACCGGGUCCUCUUGUGCAAUUGGGUUGUGGGACAGUCUCAGCAGCCUUUGGAGCAUCAUGUGUUUAUCCCUUGCAGGUUAUUAGAACCAGAAUGCAAGCACAACGUUCUAAUUCUGCUGCUGCUUAUAAGGGUAUGUCUGAUGUAUUUUGGAGAACACUCCAGAAUGAAGGUUAUAGAGGUUUCUACAAAGGACUCUUCCCAAAUCUUCUCAAGGUUGUGCCAUCUGCAAGCAUAACAUAUUUGGUUUACGAAGCUAUGAAAAAGAGUCUGGAUCUUUGAUUGGGGGGCACUGUAGUCACGUCCUGUGGCAACUAAAAGGAUUUCAGAUAUGGAAAUGGUCAUAUGCCGAUGAUGACGAAAAUAAGAAUAGGAUUGCUAGUCAAGUAGGCAAUACAAUUAUUUGAGACUUGUUGAGUUAUAGAAAAGACGGUAAUUCCCCUUCGUAAAUUGGGGCACAUAGUUUUGUUAGCCGAAGAGGUUUUUUCCGGAAGCUUAUUAGCCUUAUCAAGGUAGCGCUGAGAAACAAUAUCAUAUGACAUCAUAAUGUCCGACUUUUGAAGGUGAUGGGUCUUCUUCAUUUUCUUCUCUCGCCAUUCCCACUUUUGUUUCAAACUUGUGAUUACAUUAUCUCUAAGAUGACAACUUCUAAUUUUCAUUA